Molecule: messenger RNA, 2261 nt
Organism: Oryctolagus cuniculus (rabbit)
Lineage: Eukaryota; Metazoa; Chordata; Mammalia; Lagomorpha; Leporidae
Source: RefSeq, a predicted model, not a curated record
GGCAUUGUGACCAGGCUGCCCAGGGCCAGCGACCUGCAGCAUCAGUGGCAGCCUAGGGUCACAGCCAGAGGUGAGGGUCUGCUGGAGCUGGGGCCACCCUCUGAGAGGGACUGGGACAGCUGGCACAGAUCCAGGGGCAUCCACCUCGGCGAGGACCUGACCCUUCCGAUUCCAAGAUGCUCCGGGGCUCCAGGGUGAAUGCUGGGCCUCAGUAGACCCCUCCCCCUCAACGAUGCACGUUCUUGGCGUUUGGUCCCUGGGACUGCCACAGACCUUCCAGCCACUCUGUGAAGGCGGUGGAGAGAGUCAGCUGCCACCAAGUUUCCAGGAAGACCAGCAUCCAUCUACUCGAUCUGCCACCUGCUGAUUCACUCUCCAGAUGCGCACCACAGCCAGUGCUGGGCCAGGAGCUCCACCCAGGUCUCCCGUGUGGGUGGCAGAGACCCGACUGCUUGAGCCAUCACUACGGCUUCCCAGGAUGUCAUGGCACCCCCAGUACCGGAGCUCCAAGUUCCGCCACGUCUUCGGCAAGCCAGCCAGCAAGGAGAACUGCUACGACUCGGUGCCCAUCACCCGCAGUGUCCACGACAACCACUUCUGUGCCGUGAACCCCCACUUCAUCGCCGUCGUGACCGAGUGUGCCGGCGGGGGCGCCUUCCUUGUCAUCCCCCUGCACCAGACGGGAAAGCUGGACCCCCACUACCCGAAGGUGUGCGGGCACAGAGGGAAUGUCCUUGACAUCAAGUGGAACCCCUUCAAUGACUUCGAGAUCGCUUCCUGUUCUGAAGAUGCCACGAUCAAGAUCUGGGCCAUCCCCAAACAGCUGCUGUCCAAGAACCUCACGGCCUACAGGAAGGAGCUGAUGGGCCACGCGCGCAGGGUGGGCCUGGUGGAGUGGCACCCCACGGCCGCCAACAUCCUCUUCAGCUCCGGCUACGACUACAAGGUGAUGGUCUGGAACCUGGACACGAAGGAGGCAGUACUCAGGAACCCCGUGCAGACGAUCACUUGCCACCAGGACGUCAUCCUCUCCAUGUCCUUCAACACCAACGGCAGCCUGCUGGCCACCGCCUGCAAAGACCGAAAGAUUCGGGUGCUCGACCCCCGAGUGGGGACCGUCCUCCAGGCGACCAACUACAAGGGGCACCGAGCCAACAAGGUGCUAUUCCUGGGCAACCUGAAGAAGCUGCUGUCCACAGGCACGUCCCGAUGGAACAACCGGCAGAUGGCCCUGUGGGACCAGGACGACCUCUCUGUGCCUCUCACGGAGGAGGACCUGGACGGCUCCUCGGGAGUGCUGUUCCCCUUCUACGAUGCCGACACCAACAUGCUCUACGUGGUGGGGAAGGGAGACGGGAACAUCCGCUACUAUGAGGUGAGCGCCGAGAAGCCUCACCUGAGCUACCUGACUGAGUACCGCUCCUAUAACCCGCAGAAGGGGAUCGGUGUCAUGCCAAAGAGAGGUCUCGACGUGUCCGCCUGCGAGAUCUUCCGCUUCUACAAGCUGAUCACAACCAAGAGCCUCAUUGAGCCCGUGUCCAUGAUUGUGCCUCGGCGGUCAGAGUCCUACCAAGAGGACAUCUACCCACCGACGGCAGGGGCCCAGCCCUCGCUGACGGCCCAGGAGUGGCUCAGCGGGAUGGACAAAGGGCCAGUCCUGGUGUCCCUUAGGCCUGGUUCCCAGGUUCUGAGUCCCCGGCCGCUGCCUCCAGAGAGAUCCCUGUCCAACUCUAUGGGCCUGGCCCUGGACCAGCCAGACAAGCCGACCGCAGAGGAUGGCCGGAGGUCCUUCUCCCUAUGGGAGGAGAAGGGGCCCCGGUGGGCAGCAGAACACAGGCUGGAGGAGAAGAAAUCCUGGCUGACGAAUGGCUUUGACAUUUUCGAAUGCCCCCCACCAAAGACAGAGAACGAGCUGUUGCAGAUGUUCUACCGGCAACAGGAGGAGAUCCGGAGGCUGAGGGAGCUGGUGACCCAGCGAGAGGUCCAAGCCAAGCAGCUGGAGCUGGAGAUCAAGAACUUGCGGAUGAGCUCCGAGCAGUGAGCGAAGGAGACCUCCGUCCUCCUCGCCCUCAGGGACACCUCUCAGCCCGUGGGGAGGCCCAGAACCACACUGCAAGUCCCCCGAGGACAGCCACUAUUUCUAUAUUUUUUACCAGAAGACAAGACUCUCUCGGUCACUGAAAGAUUGCGGUGGGACCCGGGGCCGUCUUUCUAUUUGCCUUCUCACAGCAAGUUUCUGAAUUGACUUUGUUUUUAGAGGA